Messenger RNA from Rotaria sordida, 954 nucleotides. NCBI's taxonomy places the organism in Eukaryota, Metazoa, Rotifera, Eurotatoria, Philodinida, Philodinidae. The record is from the annotation of a GenBank genome assembly.
AUGCAAAUAAUACAUAUCCUCGUUUUGGUAAUUGUAUACUUCUCAAUAUUUUCCAUAUCAUCAUCUACAUUUGCUGCGUCAACUGAUGGAAUUUGCAGGAGUGCAACAUGGAAUCGUAAUGGUAUUACUGUUGCUGGUGGAAAGGGACAAGGAUCUGCAUUGAAUCAACUUGCGUAUCCUGAAGGAGUAUUUGUUGAUGAUGAUGGUGCUAUCUUCAUUGCAGAUAGAGAUAAUCAUCGUGUCAUCAAAUAUAUGCCCGGAGCUUCAAAUGGUGAAUUAGUUGCCGGUGGUAACAAACCCGGUAAUAAUAGUAAUCAACUCUACACACCGUCAAAGGUUGUUGUUGAUAAACAUGGAACUAUGUUCAUUUGUGAUCGUAUUAACAAUCGUGUACAGCGUUGGUCUAAGAAUGCUAACCAAGGAGAAACAAUAAUGAAGAAUAUAACUUGUUGGGGAUUAGCUUUGGAUAUGGAAGGAUCUUUGUAUGUAUCCGAUAUGGAAGGACACCAAGUUAUUCAAUGGCCUCAAAAUCGAAUUGUUGCAGGUGGCAAUGGAAAAGGCAAUAAUCGUAUUGUCAAAUGGGCAGUAGGUGCAAAUCAAGGAACUGUUAUUGCUGGUUUCAAUGGUUAUGGUAACGGUGUUGAUCAAUUGUAUAGACCCUAUGCUGUUGUUGUCGAUCAAAUGAAUACGGCUUAUGUUCUUGAAUACAUCAAUUUACGAGUAACACGUUGGUUUGAAGGUGAAAAAUCGAGCAGUAUCAUUAUUGGUGGAGAUGGUUAUGGUCUUGGAGCAGAUAAAUUAAAUUUUCCACGUGAUAUAGCGUUUGAUCGACAAGGAAACUUAUAUAUAAAAGUUCUUGUUAUUAAUCGAUCUAAAGUUAUGGACAAUUGUUUCAAAAUGGAAGCCAAUCAUCAUUUGCAGGAACCAUUUUUAUUAUUUAUUUUAAAAAAAUAA